AUUUUACAUCUGGAGCAAAAAAACCCGAGGCGGCAGCACAUGGCUACUGUACUGUACUGUACUGGCAACUCGCAUUUCAUGUCUGGGGAUAAUAGGCAAAAUCAGCGGCAGUUUCCGAUCAGUUUGAGAAGACGAAGUGGCCAUGGCGUCUCAUGGAGGGCCAAGAGCAGUGGGAUCAGAUGGUAGCGAUUUUACCCACAGAGAGCAAAUUGCCAGCCGGUAUCAAGCAAGCACCGCUCUGAAAUCCAAACUCAAGAUCUGCGCCUACGUCAACCUGUUCCUCUGCCUGCCCCAGGCUCUCUUCCUCGUCAACUCCCGGCUCCACUUUCUGUCCUUGCCCGAGGAGGCGGGGCCCCGCCUUUGCCACUACCUCCUCCUGGCGACCUGCCUCCCUUCGGCGCUCUACCUGGCCUCUCUGCCCCGGAAUCGGAAACUCUGGCUGCGGCUGGCUGACCUGGGUACUCUUGGGUGUGGCCUUGGGGGCGUGGCACACGGGUUCUACUCCUACUUCUCGUCAGUUAGACUCAUCAUCUUGGAUGGGGAGUACAACUCCGUACUGCUUUAUCCUGUGUUUCUGGCUGUAACCUGGUACAUAGUGUUUAUAAUCAAGACAUUUCUUUACUGUCAAAUGUUGUUUUACUCGAGGCAGUUAAUGGCAACAUGGGAUGCGAAAAAGGCCAAAUGAUGUUUCAUGCCAAGGAAUCUAGGAAUCUAGAGGGAAAGAAAAAAAAUAACUUCAAUUUUUUACAUCUAUCAUGUUAUCUUUAUUCGUGCAUAAUUUUUAUAAAUCUUAAAAAAACUGUGAACAUAAAUAAAAUGUGAACUGACAUCAGGUUUGGUUGAAUUUUUGGCAAUGUAAGAUAUAGCUUUGUUUAUCUUUGUCAAAGUGUAAAAUCGCCGAAACAGAUAAUUGACAAAAUACCAGCUUCACAAACUUUUCUGUUUAUACCUUAGUUAUGAGCACUGGGAUGGCUGUCUUCAUCUUAGAUUGAAUAGGUAUCUUGCAACUUAGAGGGGAGAGAUUUGGAAAUCCUGUUUAGUUGGGGUGUUUUGAGGGUAGAAUGUACCAUUCACCAAGACCAAAAAGAUGUACAAGGUAGUGACAAAAACAUCUUUUUUUCUGUAAUAUUGCCAUAUUACAAUUAUGAUUUUUAUUUAUUUUCAGUUGGAAUAAAAACGUUUGGACGUUCUUCCUUAACUUCAA
Messenger RNA from Acanthaster planci (crown-of-thorns starfish), 1204 nucleotides. RefSeq names its product protein jagunal homolog 1-like. Lineage: Eukaryota; Metazoa; Echinodermata; Asteroidea; Valvatida; Acanthasteridae. The record is from RefSeq and is a predicted model, not a curated record. Gene Ontology annotation, biological process: endoplasmic reticulum organization; vesicle-mediated transport. Gene Ontology annotation, cellular component: endoplasmic reticulum membrane.